UCUGCUCCCGAAUCUGGGCCUAUCACUCACUCAGACUUCCUCUUCCUCUCUUUGUUCUAUCUGCUCUCGAUUCACAGAGAAAAACUAUACAUUUCUUCAAUGUUGAAAGUUAAGAUUUCCAAGAAUGAAGACAUUAAAAUCUCCAUAUACUGUAUCAUGGGAGCAAAUUGAUUAUUUAUUUACUUCUCUCCCUCUCAAUCUACAAAGAAUUUGAAGUCUCUCAUUUCUAAACUAUCGUCAAAUUGGUAUCCUUGCUUUUGAGAAGAAGAGGAGGUUACAAUACAGGCUUUCUGCUCCCUCUUACUCAGAGUAGAAGAGCCUGCAAUGACAUAUGGAUUGAUCGUCAUUUCUCCAUGCCUCCAUAACUUCAGCUCAAUUCUUGGGACAAAGAUCCCCAGUCGAAAAAGCAGAGUUUUCAGGUCUAGCUCCUCCCCUGGUUUUAUCAGCAUUCGAGCUGUGCAAGACAAUGAGGGUCCAAGAAGACUCAUAGACGUAAUCCGGUUUAUUCCAGACCUCUCGAGGAACUACUUCAAAAGUCCCUCUCGAAGAACUUUGUUCGGAGGUAUCUCUUUAUUGGGUGGGUUUUAUGUGGCUCAAACAAUUUCCUUAUCAUUCGGAGCUUUAGGAGUAAACGAUGUAAUAGCUGCUGUUCUAUGUGUUCUUCUCACAGAGUAUGUGACAAGGUUUUAUUACAGCCGACCCAAGGUAACUUUCCCCCUAGCUCUGCUGAACAAUUUUAAGAUGGGGUUCACGUAUGGUCUCUUCAUCGAUGCUUUCAAGCUUGCUAGUUGAAUUGGAACAACCUUACAGAAUUUUUAAUUCACUUCUAUAGCUAUCUGUUGCUGUAUUGACAUGGUGUCUCUGUGGCCUUUUUCUCUCAGACCACCAAUUCUUUUGGUUCCCAUUAAUAUCAAGUGAAGAUGUGUAUUACAUUCUUCGUCUGUUUGUCAUCUGUUCAUCUGGGAAGAACUCGAUUUUCUAUAUUUUGUGUACAGAAAUGUUGAGUAUUCUUUCUUGUCUUACAGUACUUAAUUCCUGUGAUGUGCAUACAGCUGGCUCAAGUGUUCUGUACCUUUCAGGAUAAUUUGAACCUUUCCUCAUGUAAUGAAUUAGUUCAACUCCAGUAAAAGAAAAUU
Papaver somniferum (opium poppy) is the source of this 1136-nucleotide messenger RNA. RefSeq lists its product as uncharacterized. The transcript is spliced from 2 exons. The record is from RefSeq and is a predicted model, not a curated record. Bases 325 to 792 code for a protein of 155 amino acids. Lineage: Eukaryota; Viridiplantae; Streptophyta; Magnoliopsida; Ranunculales; Papaveraceae.